Molecule: messenger RNA, 1125 nt
Organism: Fusarium poae
Lineage: Eukaryota; Fungi; Ascomycota; Sordariomycetes; Hypocreales; Nectriaceae
Exons: 5
Coding region: 1-1125 (374 amino acids)
Molecular function (GO): FMN binding; oxidoreductase activity
Source: RefSeq, a predicted model, not a curated record
AUGACAGUCGAAAAAACUAGCAAACUCUUUACUCCAGUCAAAGUCGGCAGUGUUGAGCUCAAGCACCGAGUGGUGCUUGCUCCCCUGACACGGCUUCGGGCAGACAAGACAACCGCGGUCCCGGUGGAUUAUGCUGCGGAAUACUAUGCCCAACGCUCCUCGGAAGGCGGCUUGCUCGUUUCUGAGGGCACUUUCAUCGCCGAGGAAGCUGGAGGUAUGUCUGGGGUACCAGGAGUCUAUUCGCGGGAACAGAUCGCGGCAUGGAAGGCUAUCACGGAUGCUGUUCACGCCAAAGGAGGUUACAUAUUCUGUCAACUCUGGGCCCUAGGUCGAGUUGCCAAGCCCAGUAUUGUUCCCAAUGUCUGGAGUGCUGGCUCAAAGCCCUUCGUCAAAAGCACUGGGUCUACAGAGCUUCCUCCCAAGUUUACGACCAUGGCCAAAGUUGAUAUUGACCGAUUCGUGGGACAUUACCGACAGGCUGCACUGAAUGCCGUCGAAGCCAGCUUCGACGGCGUUGAACUUCACGGAGCCAAUGGAUACCUUAUCGAUCAAUUCCUCCAAAUCAACAGUAAUGAUCGAACAGACUCCUAUGGCGGCAGUCUUGAAAACCGUUUCCGCUUCCCAUUAAGAGUCCUCAACGCUGUCUGCGAUGCCAUCGGCCCUGAGCGUGUCGGUAUUCGCAUGUCGCCUUUCUCCCGCUUCCAGGGCAUGCGGGAGGCUGAUCCUCUAUCCGUAUUCGUACCUUGGGCCAAGGCCAUCGUCAAGGCACAGCCGUCUCUUGCGUUUAUUCACGCCGUUGAGCCACGAAUCGAAGGAGGCAGUGACUCGCCUGACAGCAUCCCCAAGACAGACGACACUCUUGCCCCCAUUCGAGGAGUUGUUAGCAACUCGGAUGUUAAGUUCAUUGUUGCAGGAGGCUUCACCCCAGAGACUGCUGUAAAGCAUGCAAGUGAGACAAAUGACCUUGUGGGAUUCGGCCGUUACUUUAUUCCAAACCCUGAUUUACCAGCGCGAAUCCAGAAUGGCUGGCCGUUGACCAAAUAUGACCGCUCGUUGUUCUACACACCUGAUAGAAAGGGAUACACUGAUUACCCAGCAUACAACCUUGGGGCACCUAGACUUUGA